Molecule: messenger RNA, 174 nt
Organism: Suillus paluster
Lineage: Eukaryota; Fungi; Basidiomycota; Agaricomycetes; Boletales; Suillaceae
Exons: 1
Source: RefSeq, a predicted model, not a curated record
GCCACCAUCAAAGGGAGGCAUUUCUCUAUUAUUGUCCCAUUCUUACCUAUCACUUCUAGCGUCAAAGACUCAGCUUGGUUAUGUAUGGUUGAGGAAGAGAAUAGUAUGACCACAGGCACUAUUGAAUCGGCUAACUGGAUCAAGCCUCAACUCCGCAGAUCGCCACAGCAAUGA